AUGGUCUUUCGUUCGGGACCUGUUGCUCCUGGCAUCGCAUUUGUUACUGGCGGUGCACGCGGGUUAGGGAACGCCAUUGGUGUAUCAUUUGCAAAGGAAGGUGCCAGGGGCGUGUGCCUGGUUGAUAUCCAGGAUGAAGCAACGUUCGAGGAGGGCAAGAAAGCGGUUGAGAAAUACGGUGCCAAGGUUCUAUGCAUCCGCGCCGACGUGACCAGGGAGGAGGACGUAGAGCGAGCGGUCAACGAAGCAGUCAAAGAAUUCGGACGCAUCGACUAUGCAGCGAAUUUUGCAGGUAUUAUCGGGCCCCUGGGUGAGACGUGGGACACCGACACGGAUCAAUGGAGACGGGUUAUCGAAGUUAACACAGUCGGAGUGUGGCUUUGCAACAAGUACGAGCUGAAGCAGAUGAUGAAGCAGGAUUCGAUCGAAGUCGAGGAGGGCCGACCUCGUCAGCGAGGCUCGAUCGUCAACUGCGCAUCCGUCAACUCUAUCCAGGCCGGUGCUGGUACCACGGGAUACACCGCGUCGAAACAUGCCGUGGCCGGCCUCACAAAAGCAGUAAGCAAAUCCCCGUCCCCCCUGGACUUCAAUCCGGAUCACCGCGUGUUCCUUCCCUCGCUUUAUCCUCAUCAUCAUAACACCUUCUUUCCAUCCCAGGCCGCCCUUGAAGCCCGCCGCCACGAUAUCCGCAUCAACGCCGUCUCGCCCGGCUUCCUUCUGACCAAGCUCCUCGACCCCUUCAUGAAGCAGGGAAACGGCGAGCUCGCGGCCAAGGCGUGGGAGGAAUACGAAGCCAGACAGGGCCGCAAGGCCACCUUUGACGAGAUCGGCGACGUCGUCGUGCUCCUGAGCACCCCGCGUAUGAGUCUGGUGGUGGGCCAUAACCUUGUCAUCGAUGGGUAUGUUACAAGUGGCGCUUGA
Molecule: messenger RNA, 921 nt
Organism: Cladophialophora bantiana CBS 173.52
Lineage: Eukaryota; Fungi; Ascomycota; Eurotiomycetes; Chaetothyriales; Herpotrichiellaceae
Exons: 4
Coding region: 1-921 (306 amino acids)
Molecular function (GO): oxidoreductase activity
Source: RefSeq, a predicted model, not a curated record